UCAUAUAUUGAGAGCUACAUCCACAAUCCUUCUCUCGGAACAUCUUUCUCUUUCCUAGCUCCCUUUUUAUCACCAAUCGUUGGUUGAGUUAACACACCACCCUCACUAUUGCUCUACGCUUUGUCCAAUAUUCUUUUCCACUCGAGUCAACGGUGAAUUCCUUAAUGAAUAUUCACAAAAGUUGGAAUGACAAGAAGAAGAAUGACUAGUAACACGAGGCGUUAUGACGAAGAUCUUGCUAUAUUUGGCUUACGAUAGAGGUUAACACAUUUCUCGUUUCUCUUUUAGUCGAUCUCUUGAAUAAUUCUCUAUAUUAUUGUUGUAUGAGCUUGUGUUUAUUCGAGAUAACAAAAUGGAUGUGGUUAAAGACAAAGAAAAGAAAGGGUUUAUUUAUAAAACAUGGGAACGUUGCAAAUCAUUUCGUAACAUUGGAGCUAAGAGCUCGUUUGGAAACAAACGAGCUCCUGUCAAAAGAUGUACAUCAUGGCCUCGAGUAGAUCCAAACAAAGGAAAAACACUUAAUAUUGCUCCAAAGGGUUGUUUCUCGGUCUAUGUUGGUCCUCAAAGGCGAAGGUUUGUGAUUAAAGCCGAGCAUGCGAAUCAUCCGUCCUUCAAAGUGUUUCUUAUAGAAGCCGAAUGCGAAUACGGGUAUACACACGAGGGCCCACUUGAGCUUCCGUGUGAUGUUGAUGAGUUUGUAAAGGUUUUGUUACAAAUGGAUGAUUGCUACAAGGUUAUCUGUUCUCAAUGAUGUAUCUUUGGAGGAUCAAUAGGAAUCCUAUCGUCUUCAAGUUUGGACUUGUGUAAUAUAUUAUUAUUGCAAAUGAAUGGUGUUUUGUAUUUAUUUAAAAUAAAAUUGGUUUUUGUAUUUAUUUAGAUU
Messenger RNA from Helianthus annuus (common sunflower), 880 nucleotides. RefSeq names its product auxin-responsive protein SAUR50-like. Lineage: Eukaryota; Viridiplantae; Streptophyta; Magnoliopsida; Asterales; Asteraceae. Gene Ontology annotation, biological process: response to auxin. The record is from RefSeq and is a predicted model, not a curated record. Bases 353 to 751 code for a protein of 132 amino acids. The transcript has a single exon.